Molecule: messenger RNA, 3645 nt
Organism: Carassius auratus (goldfish)
Lineage: Eukaryota; Metazoa; Chordata; Actinopteri; Cypriniformes; Cyprinidae
Exons: 2
Coding region: 1-3645 (1214 amino acids)
Source: RefSeq, a predicted model, not a curated record
AUGGACAAAGCACAAAGUGACGCAUCUGAGACAAGCUCCAGACCUCGACGCAAGACUAAUCUACCUACCCAUCUGGAUGAUUAUGAUGUUGGCUACCAACCUUCAAGUGACCCUCCUCCAAAAGCUUCCUCUCAUUGUCCUAGUGAGCACCGAAGCAGCUCGAGGAAAACGUCUCACAGUGGUGUCAGCUCUCACUCCAGGACGAGUAGGCGUUCCAUUACUUCAGCUGGUGUCUAUGUCCCACCAGAGCUCUCUAGCGUCCAGACUGCUAUGUUGGAGGAGAAGAUUAAACAGAGACAGUAUGACAGUCUACGGCAGCAAGUAGAAGAGGACUCACUGAUUGAUCUGGAACACCAAAGACUGCAAGCACAAGCAAAAGAAGCCCAGCGUAUGCAAGAGGAGGCGCUUGCCGCAAAGGAGGCCUUGUCGAAACAACUAGAACGACAGCGUAAGCUUCAACAAGCAGAGACUGAACUUGAAGUAGCUAAACUUGUAUCCUCCAUGCUGUCUAUGGACUCUGGUACGACCACUCCAGUUCCUCAAGACUCUUGUUCUCCAAACACGCAACAGCUUACAAUGGAGCUCAAGCAGGCUUGUUCACCUCAGCUGCACCACUUCCAGUCACCAGCUGUGACAUCAUCGCUGCUGCCCUGUCCUACUGAACUGCCUGAUCCUGAUGUCUCUGCAGUUUCCCUGCCAUCACCUAGACCGCCACAGUGGGCCCCACCUGUCACUUACUCUGCAGUACACUCUGUAUCAUUAACAUCGAAUGUGGCACCUCAGCCUCCAGCAGUGUACACCAUCCCGACAUCCGCUGCAUACCAGGGUGUGACCCAGCAACCUGUUACUGCCACAGUACCUACCCUUGGCUACGGGCUACAACAGACAGGAACAAUGCCAGUGAAAACACUCCCAGUUCCAUCGCAGCUCCCUGUCUCCAGCCACCAAACAUUGGCGACAGCACUUCAUGCUCCUGGUUACGUUCAAGCAGCUUCAUCUGGGCCUUUCCCCCCAGCUGUCCACUCACCUCACCCGAGUCCAGAGCUCCUGUUUGCAUCAGCCUAUGGCAUUCCACGACCCACGUUACCAGUUUUCGAAAGUGGUGCUGAGAGUGACUUUGCAUUGUUUAAACUAGCAUUGGACAAUUUGUUGAGUAAUCACAAUCAUAUCAGUGAACAGUAUAAAUACCAUGUUCUACUAAGCCAUUUGAAACUUUCCAGUGCUCAUCAGCUAGCUAAAUCCUUCAUGUACCACCCCCAGCCUUACACCGCUGCUCUGCAGGCGCUUCAAGACAAGUAUGGACAGCCAAGACAGCUUGUUCAGUCCGAGUUGGGUGCCAUCCUGAGCACCCCACCUCUUAAGUUGGGUGAUGCUAAUGCCUUUGACUCAUUUGCAUUGUCAAUACAAUCCUUAGUGGGUAUGCUGAGAACUCUUGAGGGCCAGAAUGGUUAUGAGCUUUUGUGUGGCUCACAUGUGGACCGCCUCUUGAGUAAACUGCCACCAGCCUAUCGCGACAGUUUUGUUGAAUACUGUUUAAGUCGGGGUAUUCUCCAAACGGGCACAGACAAGACCUACACACUUCCUGAUUUUGCAGACUGGCUCCAGAUAAAGUCCCAAGCAAAACGGAUCUCCAGCAGAGCCGCGGCUAUGUACCAGAGUGAGACUCUAAAGGCCCCUGGUAGAGCUAGAGGAGCACCUUAUCCCAGGGAGCAGCCAAGGCCAGUUCUCCUGACAAGGGAGAGUACAACCAAGACUCCUGAGCCGACAGCAUCUAAGUUCAGCUCCAAACCCAAGCCAUACUGUCCACACUGUGACAACAGGGAACACUAUCUCAACUCUUGCGAGGCUUUCAAGAAGUUGACUACCUCCCAGAUUGUAGCUUGGAUUAAAGAUAGUAAACGCUGCUGGAGAUGCGGACGGUUCCAUGCUGUAGAGUCUUGCAACCUCAAACGUCCAUGUACAAUCUGUAAAGAGCUACAUCUCACAGUUCUUCACAAUUCCAUCAAAGACACCACCAGUGCUGUCCUUACCGUCAGCCUUCCAUCUACCCGGGUUUACUUGGACAGACCAAACCGUACACCCAGAGUCAUGCUGAAGGUCGUCAAGGUCCUCCUCCAUAAUGGACACCACACAAUGGAGGCACAUGCCAUUCUCGAUGAUGGGUCAGAGAGAACACUCGUGCUUUCCCCAGUCGUGCAGCAGCUCAAGCUAACCUGUACCCCAGAGUUACUUCAUUUACAGACUGUUCAACAAUCUCACACAGAACUUGAAGGGUCGUCUGUUUCCUUUGAGGUCUCAUCAGUCACCAAACCCAUGCAGAGGUUCACUAUCCCCAAUGCCUUUACUGCGACCGGUUUGAGCCUGGCAGAACAUAACUACCCAGUGGCUGCACUUCAACAAGCUUAUCGUCAUCUGAGAGCUCUUCCUCUUCACCCUGUUGACAGAGUAAAACCAUUACUUCUCAUUGGUUCUGACAUGCCACACCUCUUAAUGCCAAUACAGCCUGUAUGCAGAGGUCCAGACGGAGGUCCAAUAGCCAUCAGAACACAGCUGGGAUGGUCUCUUCAAGGUCCCAUGAGCCCCAAGCAGCCCUCACGGCGUUAUCAGCAGUGCCUUCAUAUCACCACCGCUCCACCACAUGAUGAUCUGAUUCGGCAUGUUGAACGACUUUGGUUGGUCGACACCCUCCCAUACAAUGAGAGAAUGGUCACCAGGUCCAAACAAGACAAAGACGCUCUCGCCAUGCUCCAGAAUGACACCACUAGAGUGAACAUAGAUGGCGUUCAGCGUUAUGCCACACCUUUGCUCCGACGCCUGCCCAUGACCAUACUCCAUGCCGACAAGGAUGCUGUUCUUCCCAGUCUUCGAAGUACAGAGCGCAGACUGGCACGAGAUCCUGAACUAGCCAAAUCUUACUGCACUGAAAUCCAUAAAUUGGAAUCUGCUGGAUAUGUAGCCAAGAUAACCUCAGAAGAAGCGCACAAUACUUCAGAGUCCUGGUACAUUCCACACCACAUCGUACAUCACAAUGGUAAGGACAGGAUCGUCUUUAACUGUUCCUUUCAACAUCAAGGGCAGUCCUUGAACAGUCAGCUACUUCCUGGUCCGAUGCUGGGACCAUCAUUGUUAGGUGUGCUCCUGAGGUUCCGACAACACAGUGUGGCUGUGAGUGGAGACAUAAAGGGUAUGUUCCACCAGGUUCGCUUGCUACCCAAAGACAAACCAGUGUUGCGGUUCAUUUGGAGGAACAUGUGCAGAGACCAGGAACCUGAUAUAUAUGAAUGGCAGGUGCUUCCGUUCGGAACUACAUGCAGCCCAUGCUGUGCCAUCUACGCCCUCCAGCGCAAUGCCCAAGAACACCAGGAUGACAAGGUCAGUCUGGUUAACAUAGUUGAGAAUUCCUUCUAUGUUGAUAACUGCCUGCACAGCACUUCGAACUCUGAUGAAGCUAAGAAGGUAGUCGAUGGACUUCGUCAACAGUUGUCUGAGGGAGGAUUUGAUAUAAGACAAUGGGCCUGCAAUGUACCCUCUGUCAUUGAACAUCUUCCCACAGAAGCCCGGUCUGCUAACACUGACCUGUGGUUGACCAAAAACCAGUACCGACCUACAAGAACCCACUCUAGGUUUACGGUGGGAUUGUCUUAG